CAGGCUCCCAAGCCACUGGUCCUCCAGAGACCUAUAAAACGGAAGGUCGAGCGGGCUAACCUGCACACUCUAGGCCCACCGGUGACUGAAGAAAGUGUCUUGUUUCGCACCCCCUGCAACACCUUUAUCUCCCAGCUUGCGACAACCAGAGGACUAUUCGUGGCGUCAACACCAUGAGCGACUCUAAUUAUUGCCAGCUCUUCUACCAGUGUGAUUUGGCCAAUUACGCCAAGGCGAGGUCAUGCAAUGUAGGAGAACUCUUCGACGAAAUUAGUCAAAACUGCAAAGCUCCCCAAGACACAGUCUGCAAAAGCUGGAGCUGCCCGAACUCGUUGAUAAAUUUCCCAGAUCUGUGCUGCGAUAAGUACUGGGAAUGUAACAAUAAUGUUUUUACGCAAAAAGACUGCGGCGUUGGACAGUCAUUUGACAGAGUUAGGGGCCAAUGCGUCAACGGUGUGGCUUGCCAAUCUAACGAAUUGUGCCCAAGCAUACUCGUGAAUAACCCACAACAGACGUCAUGCCCAUUGCAAGCUGCUGCCAACGGCAACCCGUGCUCUUUCAAGUUUGUUAAUAUAGAUGGGGACCUUGCUUGUGCUGCAGGCACAUGGUGGAAUCAAACAGCCUGCACCUGCUCACUCCCUUUGCCGUGCUUCCUUCCGUGUUGAUUUCAGCGGCUCUCAGCUCGUUGCUCUCUCCGACAAGGACAACACUCCCUACCAAGUAAGCGACGGCUUUCUUCUCAACGCUGUGAAUCUUUUCAACAACGAAGCUACCCUCUCUGUCACCCCUGGAAGCUCCCCAUACAUCUACAGCUACUAUUACGUCUCCAACGAACUGCGCUCACCUGUGGCGAUGACUGUCGUGUUCAGACCCAGCGGUGUUCAGCAAGGACAGACUUUCGACUUGAUCUCAAAUUCUUUUGAUCAAAACACCCCUGUAUGCAGCACUGGCGCUGUGUCAGUUAAAGUCACAUACGCUUCCAUCAACAACUUUAACUUUGUGGUCAGUGCCACUGGCAGUUCUGGCACUGUGGAUACUUUCAACUUCAACGUCAACGCCUCGCCCAACAACUUCCUGAGAUUCGUGUUCACCUUCGACAACGUGGUCCGCGCCCAGGUCUUUGAUAUGGGACCCGGUGGAAACAACGCACCUCUCAGUGUCGGCAGCAGGGUCUCUACCGUAGGACUCGGAAGAGCUCUGGCGUUCAACACUUGUGGCCUGACGAUCGGAGGAGGUCUUGACGGUGUCAUCCGCGAGUUCAACGUUUACGAGGGAUGCGGAAACCAAUUCAGCAACCUGCUCCAGAACCCAUAAAGGAACCCGGCACGUCAUUGCGACAUCCCGUGCUAGCUGACCCGUGGGCCGCCUUCACUAGAAUUCAAAUAAUUAGUCUAAAUUUAACUACAACAGAAUUAUUUCGAAAAAGAAUUAGUUAACCACACUUAAUGGACGUUUGACUGUCACAAAAAUCACCUCUACCUGACGUCUCCAUUGUAUGUUUGUUUGUUUUAUUCAAUACAAGGAAUGCUGUUAAUCAGCAUAGCCUGAAAACACUGGACGGAAAAUUAGUUCUUUGUAAUUCACGUACGCUUACGUAUCAACUGUUGUUUGUGUGAAAGCAUUGAGGCCUGUUUGUUCAGUUACAAAAAUUAUCCCAAAUAACAUUAUUCUUAUUCUUUCAUGCAUAUUCUGUUUUGUUUUCGUUUGAUUUUUUUAGAAUAUUAUAUUUACCUCCAUUUCUACAAAUCUGAUUAAUAAAAAAACCCAUCAAUCACA
Messenger RNA from Aplysia californica (California sea hare), 1776 nucleotides. RefSeq lists its product as uncharacterized. Gene Ontology annotation, molecular function: chitin binding. Gene Ontology annotation, cellular component: extracellular region. The record is from RefSeq and is a predicted model, not a curated record. Lineage: Eukaryota; Metazoa; Mollusca; Gastropoda; Aplysiida; Aplysiidae.